Molecule: messenger RNA, 1398 nt
Organism: Apiotrichum porosum
Lineage: Eukaryota; Fungi; Basidiomycota; Tremellomycetes; Trichosporonales; Trichosporonaceae
Exons: 8
Coding region: 1-1398 (465 amino acids)
Biological process (GO): carbohydrate metabolic process
Molecular function (GO): polygalacturonase activity
Source: RefSeq, a predicted model, not a curated record
AUGAAGUUUGCGACCGCCCUCGCCCUCGGCACCCUGGCGCUCACCGCGUCGGCGGCCCCGACUACCAGCAACUCGAACUCGAACUCGAACUCAAACUCCAAGUCGGCCAGCCAGACAAAGUACAUUGCUCCGGCGUUUAGCCACGCAGCCCGUGGCCAGCGUCCCUCGGUCUCGGCUCACCCCCACAAGCCGUUCAAGGCGUUCCCUACCUUCCCCCAGAGGACCAAGACGUGUACCGUCAAGUCGCUUGGUAGCGGAAAGGAUGACUCGAGCAACAUUCUGAGCGCGUUCCACUCGUGCAACAACGGCGGUCACGUCAUCUUCAGCCCCAACACGACCUACACUAUUGGCACGGCCAUGGACUGGACGUUCCUCAACUCGAUCGACAUUGAUAUCCAGGGUACGAUCAAGUUUACCGACAACACCACCUACUGGCAGGCCAACUCGUUCAAGUAUGGCUUCCAGAACGCCACCUCCUUCUUCAAGCUCGGCGGCAACGACGUCUUCAUCUACGGCGGCGGUGAGCUCGACGGCAGUGGCCAGGCGUGGUACGACCUGUAUGCUCAGGACAUCUACAUUCUCCGCCCCGUCCUCAUCGGCAUUGACGGCCUCAAGAACUCGAUCAUCUCCGACCUCGUCCUCCGCUACUCGCCCAUGUACUACCACUUUGUCGCCAACGCCUCCAACGUCGUGUUCAACAACCUGGACAUUUCGGGCUUUUCGGCUUCCGCCAACGUUGCCAAGAACACGGACGGCUGGGACACGUACCGCUCCGAGUACGUCACGAUCCAGUCGUCGGUCAUCAACAACGGCGACGACUGCGUCUCGUUCAAGCCCAACUCGACCAACAUGGUCGUCCAGGACCUGUGGUGCAACGGCUCGCACGGCAUCUCGGUCGGCUCGCUCGGCCAGUACGUCGGCGAGUACGACAUUGUCGAGAACAUUCUCGUCACCGACAUUUCCAUGCACAACGCCUCGGACGGCGCACGUAUCAAGGUCUGGCCCAACUCGCCCUCGGCUCUCAGCGGCGACCUCCAGGGCGGUGGUGGCGACGGUCGCGUCAACAACGUCACCUACUCCAACUUCCUCCUGGACAAUGUUGACUACGCUAUUGAGGUCACCCAGUGCUACGGACAGUCCAACUUGACUCUGUGCGCAGAGUACCCCUCGCCCCUGACCAUCUCCAACGUCAACUUUUACAACUUUACCGGCACCACGAGUACCAAGUACGACCCCCUCAUCGCCACGCUCGAGUGCUCGUCCGCCACCGUCUGCUCCAACAUCACCGCCACCGACAUCAACGUCCUCUCGCCCAAGGGCUACCACAACGCCACCUGCCUGUACAUGGACGACUCGAAGCUCAACGUCACGUGUACCGACGUCAAGCUGACUCUCUAA